UUUAGGUGACGUGUGUCAUGUCUGUCAUGUCAUUUUUAGGAUAGUCGCCGAUUUAUAAAAAGGCCGAAAAUAUGGAGCAAUUAAAGCUUUCCUCUUUAUUUGCGUUAUUCUUGAUAUUCGAUUUGACCUCCGCUCUUUAUUUCCACAUAGGGGAGGGGGAGCGAAAAUGCUUUAUCGAGGAAAUACCGGAUGACACAACUGUUAUGGUGAAUUACAAGGUGGAGCUUUAUGACCCUCGUUCUGGCGGGUUCAUGCCCUCAUCGCCCGGGAUCGGCAUGCACGUGGAAGUCCGUGAUCCCAACGACGGCGUGGUGCUGUCUCGGGUGUACUCCUCAGAGGGCAAGAUCUCCUUCACAUCCACUACUCCCGGAGAGCAUGUCAUUUGCAUGUACUCUAAUAGUACCUCUUGGUUCAGCGGCUCUCAGUUACGGGUACACUUAGACAUCCAAGUAGGUGAACACGCCGUGGACUACGCCAAUGUGGCGCAGAAGGACAAGCUGACAGAGUUGCAGCUGCGGAUCCGACAGCUGUUGGACCAGGUGCACCAGAUCACCAAGGAGCAGAGCUACCAGCGGCACCGCGAGGAGCGCUUCAGACAAACAUCUGAGAGCACCAACCAGCGUGUGCUGUGGUGGAGCUUGCUGCAGACCGGUGUGCUUGUUGGCAUCGGCUACUGGCAGAUGAGGCAUCUCAAGAGCUUCUUCGAGGCUAAGAAACUAGUGUAAAAACCUUAAGAUUAGCCUUUUUUAACUCCGUUAGUACUUAGAGCUACAUCUCCACCAAUUUGGGGUGUCCCAGUACUGGUUUUUUUAUACAUAGUUCCUGUUUUCACUAUACAAACUCAACACUGGGAUUUUUUUAAUCUAUUGAAGUCAGGGUCAUUCUAUGGAACUUGCUAACUAUGUUAACAAACCGCCAUAUUGAAAUUGUCUCUGAAUGAUGAAUUUACUAGUGACUUUUGUUUACAUAGUUAACAAGUUCCAUAGAAUGCCACUUUACAUAAUAAUGUCAUUACUGGUUCAUCAGUUAAUAAGAAAGUUUGAUCUGUUAAAAAGGUCAAAAUAUGAGUAUUAAUUUAUAAGCCUUUGAGUGGUCCCAAUUCGUAAAAUCUAAAUUAUAAUAGCCUGAAAACAACCCAAUGUCAGUGUUGUGAAAGCUAAACAUAUUAUUUAUUACUUUGGUACUUCUGUGUGAUAGAUAACACCCCUACAUAACUCCCUGAUAACAAACAAUAACAGGAUAUCAUGAUGGAGGUACAUAUCAUAUUUUUCAUUAUAGAAGUUAAGUGCUAUUGAAUGGACUUAGACCUGAUGUAACAGUUCAGGUCUAAGUCCAAAGUACAAACAUGAUAUGUACCUCCAUCACAAAGAAAGAAUAAGAAGUAUUAUUGUAUGCACUUAGACCUGAACUCUUACCUAAGACAGUAGUUAGGUAAGAGUUCAGGUCUAAGUCCAUUCAAUAGCAUGUAACUUCUAUACUAAGUUGACAAACUUUCAUUAGAUGGCCUUAUAUUGUGAAUUUCCAUAAAAUCCUAUCCAUGUUGUUACUCAGAAUUGGUGAUCAAGUAAACUCAGCAUAAAAUUAAUGGCAGUUCUACAUGAUUUGCACAUGUAAUUUAUAACCAUUAAUAAGAUGGUUAUCACACUUCUACCACAUCCAGAAAUCACAUCAGUAUAAUAACAUUUAUAUCCAUUACUUUCAAUCUAUUCUUCACAUCACACAAUAUUAUAUCUUUGAAAUAUUUAAUGUAGAUUUAUAUAAAUUUCUUCAACUUUUUCAAUCUAAAUUAGAUCAUAUGAAUUUCUGGUAUAAAACACUAAACAAAUGUUUUCCAAAUGUAUGAAUAAUAGUUAGAACUUUCGUUUUAGAAACAAGUAAUAUAUACUACUAAUAAUGUAUAUUUGAUGUGUUUUGCAAGUGAUCUGUAUUUUUUGAUUAAAAAAACAUAAGUUAAAA
This is a messenger RNA of Cydia fagiglandana, 1956 nucleotides long. RefSeq names its product transmembrane emp24 domain-containing protein eca (gene eca). Gene Ontology annotation, cellular component: endoplasmic reticulum-Golgi intermediate compartment; Golgi apparatus; COPII-coated ER to Golgi transport vesicle. The transcript has 4 exons. Gene Ontology annotation, biological process: endoplasmic reticulum to Golgi vesicle-mediated transport; intracellular protein transport; Golgi organization. The record is from RefSeq and is a predicted model, not a curated record. Lineage: Eukaryota; Metazoa; Arthropoda; Insecta; Lepidoptera; Tortricidae. Bases 72 to 725 code for a protein of 217 amino acids.